ACGUUGCGCAGCACACGCCAACGCUCCAUUCUGCUGAAGAAUAUCUCUGCUCCUCCUCAUCCCUGCGCUGACACCUCUGGGUAGGACUCUGGAGACUGCACGGCGGGAGGCCUGGGUGGGUGAAUGCACUGAAGAAUGACCUUGGUUUGGAAAGUAAUGGCAGGUGGACCGCUGCUCACUUUGAGCCUCGCUCUGGUCGUCCUUUGGGCUGAAGUGCAGGGGAACGGAGAGGGUAAGAAAGGAGUAUCAGGCAGUUCCACCGUCUAUCUCAGCCAGGACAGAGACAUCUGGAGGCCACUCAUCCACACGACAGUCAACAUCAGUGAGAUCAACAGCAUCAAGUCAUCCUUUCAGCUACGGACGUUUGACUCGGAAGGUACCAUUUUCUACGGAGAUACCAAAAAUGGGGAGGACUGGUUUGUUUUGUCCCUGAAAGAUGGCAUCCCUUUGAUGCAGAUCAGCAAAGGAGACAUACUUAUUAGUGUGGCAGGAGGCCCAAAGCUGAAUGAUGGGAAAUGGCACACUCUGGAAGUGAGCAACCACGGGAAGUUUGUAAUUCUGGAGGUGGACGGCUCUGAGGGAGUGACGGUGGGUAUGCAUUCCAAACAGACAGAGGAAGACAUUUCAGGUGAACUUCGACUGGCCCUGGGUGGGAUCCUGAUCAAAAAGGAAAAGAUGAUCAUUCAGUAUGAGCCGCAAAUGGAUGGCUGUGUGCGGAAAGGCAACUGGCUGAACCUCAGCACCCCCUGGGACAUAGAGGUUGAGGGCCUCUGGCCUUGCUACCAAAACAUCCGACCUGGCAGCUACUUUUCUGGCAAAGGGUUGGCCGUUUUCAACACCUCAGUUUUUCUAACUGACGAAGAUGAUGGGCUCAAGAUUGAAUUGUGGAGCGAUUUCACUCAGAUGGAUGGGACCAUUUUGAGCAUCAAGGCUCCUGGGCAGGACCUGAUGUUCACUUUAGUGGCCAAUAACAACACAAAGGUGGUCACAUUUGCUCUUGGCGAAAACAAAAUCAACAUGAAAAGCACUUUAAGAGGACUGCUGAUGCACUUUGAGAAGGAUUCACUGAGACUGCAUGCAGAUGAAAGUGAACUUGAAAGGACUGAUAGCAUCAUGCCAGUGAACCACCCUGGGUAUCUGACAGCUUGGAGAGAGGGCCGUCUUACCGUUGGAGGUCUUUUGGGUGAUGGUGAGGACAAUGUUGGCUCCCAGUUCUUGACAGGGUGUCUGGGGAAGAUACAGAUCCAAGAGAAGGAUUUGGAUCUGGAUUUGGCUGUCAAACACAUGUCAAUCUCCUCUCACAGCUGCCCUGCAUAGAUCACAACAUCAUGCAUAUACUAUAUGUGAGCUACAUGUUUGCAUUUAUUAGAAUCAAAAAAAUUCUAUUUUUAAAUAGAUAUUUACUCAAUUUGCAACAGAAUGUAAAGUAAAUCUGAGAAUUGUGAGCAGUUGGUAUAUGCAAUAGUAUGUCUCUGAGUCAUAUAUUAGUCUCCUAAAAGUUCUUCUUCUGAAUAACAUUCAUUUCUCUGCUGGACUGAAAGCAAAAAUAAAUUCUAAGGAUAGACACUGAGUCCAGUUUGACGAAAACCGAUUUAGGACGUGGAAUUUGCUCCCUCUAGUGGAUUAUUAAAAAUGUUAAAUUCA
Messenger RNA from Acanthochromis polyacanthus (spiny chromis), 1644 nucleotides. RefSeq names its product sex hormone-binding globulin (gene shbg). Bases 136 to 1317 code for a protein of 393 amino acids. Gene Ontology annotation, molecular function: steroid binding. The transcript has 8 exons. The record is from RefSeq and is a predicted model, not a curated record. NCBI's taxonomy places the organism in Eukaryota, Metazoa, Chordata, Actinopteri, Pomacentridae.